ACUCGUGAUCUGGCUCUGCUCAGUCCAUUUCUCUUUGAACAUCAAUCGGCAUCACAUCAAAGUAAUUUUUCCAUUCUGGUGUAAAGUGUAAAUAAAGUGUUGAAAUUAUCAGUGAACUUAACCUCCAACAAGACGAACGUUACCUAGUGUAAAAAAAAUAAUCUAAUAAAUAAAAAUAAAACCAAUAGUUUUAUUUAUAAGUGAUCAGCAAUUAGUGAAUAAUUAUUUUAUUCAAAGUUAUACAAAUUAUUGUUUAUAAUAAAGAAGAUAUUAUAUAAAUAAAAUGUCAGGACAUGCAUCACAUCGUGAUAGAUCACGCAGAAAGGAUUCACGGUCGGAUGAUUACGAUGUAAAUCGUCGUGAGCGUAAUAAUAAAGACAGAUAUAACAAUAAAAAUAAUCGAUAUGAUGACAAUACCAGUAGGAAUAAUAAUUACGACAGAUCUCCACCUGCAAGAAGACCAAGAGACCGCAGCCGUUCACGACAUCGUGAUGACAACAGAAAAACAUCACGAUUUGAUAACAGGAGGAAUGAUAGACCACGUGGUGACAGAAAUUAUGAUAAGUUUUCUUAUAAUGAUGACGGUGACGCUGGAGAUGGUCAUGCUAGAGUUAAAAGAGAACCAUCUCCAAACUGGGGACGGUCUCAAGGAUCAGGAGAUGAAGACAAACCCAAACCAGUGGACAAGGAAAAACCCAACUUUGAAUUGUCAGGAAAAUUAACAGAAGACGCGAAUACUGUGAAUGGUAUCGUCAUAAAAUAUGCAGAACCAGACGACGCACGUAAACCUAAACGUGGUUGGAGAUUGUAUCCAUUUAAGGGCGAAAAAUCUCUGCCACUUCUCUAUGUGCAUCGUCAGUCUGCUUAUCUACUGGGCAGAGAUCGUAAAGUUGCUGAUAUUCCACUAGACCAUCCAUCGUGUUCAAAGCAGCAUGCUGCUCUUCAGUACCGUUUGGUUUCUUACACUCGUGAGGAUGGAACCACUGGUAAACGGAUCAGACCUUAUCUGAUUGAUCUAGAGUCAGCUAAUGGUACUUUUGUUAAUGAUGUCAAACUGGAGCCUAGAAGAUUCCAUGAGCUACUGGAGAAGGAUGUCAUCAAGUUUGGAUUCAGUUCAAGGGAAUAUGUUCUGUUGCAUGAACGCAGCAAAAAUGAUGAGCUAGAUGAUGAUGUCGCCGUUCCCAGUGAUGCUUAGAUUACCGGACACAUUGAUCGUUAUUGUGUAUCACAUGCAUUUUUACCUAAGCCACUUGAAUCUGUAUAUUAAAGUACCUGGUAACGAUCAAAUUUAAUUAAUAUUAAUUAUGAUCAUAAAUAAUUAUUAAAAUUGCUUCGUAAUUUUCAGAAUAAAUUUAAUUAGCGGGAUCAGAUUAUUUAUAAUUGGAAUUUCAAUUAAAAAGAUACGAUUAUAUAAGUGAACUAAGACUUUAUUUUAAAUAUUUAUUUGAAUAUAUGAUUAUUAAUAAUAAUAUUAAUAUUUGUCAUGCUUUAGUUGUUGACUUUUACAACGCUAGUAAAUUUAAUUUAAUUUUUUAAAUUUAAUUUUGUGGUAAUUAGAAAUCAAGACAUUUCAUUGAAAGUUAUUAAAUAAUUUUUAUUUUUAUAAUCGAGUCUCGAUUAAUGAGUUAUUAAGUUACGUUUUUAAUUUGGAAUUAAAAUUUAAACAAGACCAUAUAGCCGCCACUUUUAUAUACAUUAAUAAAUAUUAAUUAAUUAUUGUUAAUUAAAAAUUGUCUAGUUUAAUAUAAAUGGAUUUGGUCUAAUUUUUUGUGGUACCAGCAUCGAAACUUGAAGUUUCAGUGUCUACAGCCAGUGAAAAGAAGCGAAUUAAUUUUAGCAACAAUCAACUCGUUUCUGAUUGGCUGCUGACACAAACUUUGUUCCAAUGCGGUCAUGAAAAAAAUUGUGUGACUCAGGAUGAAACACGAGUUCAGACCGUGGGUCAGCCUUCACCCUGGUCUGAAAUCGGUUUGUUUCAUCCCUUGUCACACAGUAUACUAUUAAUUAAUCGCGUUAAUCAUAGUUGUUAAAAAAUAUGUACAAUAACUGUAUAUAAUUAUAAUUAUAUUAAUUAAUAAUAAUGAAAUUAAAAGAA
Molecule: messenger RNA, 2095 nt
Organism: Microplitis demolitor
Lineage: Eukaryota; Metazoa; Arthropoda; Insecta; Hymenoptera; Braconidae
Product: smad nuclear-interacting protein 1
Exons: 2
Coding region: 284-1195 (303 amino acids)
Biological process (GO): miRNA processing
Cellular component (GO): nucleus
Molecular function (GO): mRNA binding; protein binding
Source: RefSeq, a predicted model, not a curated record